Nothobranchius furzeri (turquoise killifish) is the source of this 4021-nucleotide messenger RNA. It is a transcript of the gene npr3, whose product is annotated as natriuretic peptide receptor 3. Gene Ontology annotation, molecular function: natriuretic peptide receptor activity; peptide hormone binding. Lineage: Eukaryota; Metazoa; Chordata; Actinopteri; Cyprinodontiformes; Nothobranchiidae. The record is from RefSeq and is a predicted model, not a curated record. Gene Ontology annotation, biological process: signal transduction. Gene Ontology annotation, cellular component: membrane.
ACAAUCAUUGCAGGUACAUGAAAUAGAGAUCUGAAACACUCUGUGUGAUGAACCUAGAUAAUAUACGAAUUUCACUUUCUGACGUCAGAGACAAAAUGACUGAACUUUUAUAGACGACGUGAUCUUUGAGCUGUAGCUGUGGCUUUAAGACGGAGGUGGGCAGCGCGUCGAUGACGCAGGAGUGUUAUCCUGAAAGGAUGCUUCAAAACUCCAGCCUGGAGCCAGCGCGUGCGACUGAGCUGGACAUCCACGAGCCUGUCGGGACCAGAUGGUUCUGGAGGACUCAUAAUAAAACACGUGUUUUGGAACAUUUGUAAGUUUAAGAGGGAAAGCCAGGGAAGCUGCGGGAGGAGCUGAGAACUUGUGUCUUACAUUAGAACAGCUCCAGGAUCCGUUUUAUCCGCGGCGAGACGCUCAAACGCAUCAUGCAACAUUUCACUGAGCUGUGCGUUUUGUUUCUGAUGAUCCUCACACCAGUUCUGUCCAACAAGCCCACAGGGGACGUAGAUGUUUUGGUGUUUUUACCUCAAAACAACUCUUUCAUGUUCUCACAAGCUAGAGUUGCGCCAGCGAUCCGUUACGCACAGGAGCGUCUGGAGGCGGAAUUCGGGCUCCGCUUCAGAGUUCACUUUGAGAACACAGAUCCUGCCAACCAGGCGCUGUUCGCGCUGGCGGACCGCUCGUGUGGCCCCAGACCAGACCUGAUCCUCGGCCCCGUGCGUGAGUACGAGGCAGCGGGGGUGGUGCGGCUGGCGUCCCACUGGAACAUCCCGGUCAUCUCGGCAGGUGCCCUGGCCAUCGCCUUCAGGAACAAGAGGAGCGAAUACACCCAGCUGACGCGCAUCGCGCCCUCAUACAUGAAGAUGGCAGAGACCUUCGCCGUCGUGUUCGAGCACUUCGCCUGGAAGAGCGCGCUGCUGCUGAUGGAGGACGACAUGACGGAGAGGGACUGCUACUUCACCCUGGAGGCGGUCUUCCACCUGAUGGACGACUAUACCGUUAAAACCUACUCGUUCCCUCCAGAGGAACCUCUUAGAACGGACGAGAUGUUCCAGGACAUCCAUGACACUGAAGUGGUGAUCAUGUGUGCUGGAGCUGACCGGGUUCGAGAGAUCAUGCUAGCAGCACACAAACGACAGCUGACCAAUGGAAGCUGUAUGUUUUUUAAUGUUGAUCUCUUCAAUGCUUCUUCUUAUGGCAACGGUUCGUGGCAGAGAGGAGAUGAGUAUGAUGAUGAUGCGAGAAAGGCUUACUCUUCCCUGAACACAGUGACGCUGCUGAAGACGGUCAAGCCGGAGUACGAGAACUUUUCCGUGGAGAUGAGGAAGUCCAUGGAGAGAGUCGGGCUGUAUGACUGCUCUGAUUGUGGAAAUGUGAACAUGUUCCUUGAGGGGUUUCAUGACGCCAUGUUGCUGUACGCCAUUGCUCUACACGAGGCCUUGAAGAACGGAUACAACAAGAAGAAUGGGACAGAAAUCACCUCACACAUGUGGAACAGAACCUUUGAAGGGAUUGCUGGACAAGUAUCCAUAGAUGUUAAUGGUGACAGAAAUGGAGAUUUCUCUUUGAUGGCCAUGACCAAUGUGGAAGCAGGUAGCUAUGAGGUUGUAGCAAACUACUUUGGUGUAAACAAAACUUUUCAGCUGCUGUCAGCUUUCGACAGCAGACGUUUUACUGUUAAAGGGAGACAGGAAGUGAACCAAGAACUGCCACAAACAUCAUGUGAACUGGGAGUUUCAGCUUUGACUGGAGUGACAGUUGGAGCCCUCCUCGGAGCCGUGAUGCUCGUAGCGUUCUACUUCUUUAGAAAAAACUACAGAAUCACCAUCCAGCGCCGCUCCCGUGCUGACGAGCCUUACUGCGGAAAGCACCACCAGCUCCGGGAGGACUCCAUCAAAUCUCACUUCUCAGCAGCGUAACAAGCAGCUUCACAACAAACAACUCCUGUGUGAAUGAAGCCAAACUCUACUCUAAUUUUUACGAUGAAUUGAAAAUCCAUGUGUGUUAUUUUUUACUCUAUAAUAUUCAAGUACACUUUUAACAAGAAUCACAAGACAGAUAUUUAUUGAUUUUCUGCAUUAUUAUGAAUUAUUUGUCAUAAUUGUUCUAUGGUCCAUACAGUAAAUGUUUUUGAAGUCCUCUGCACCAAAUCCCUUUCCCAUAAAGCAUCUCAGCAGUUUGAGCCAGAAUGAGCCAUCUCAGAGCUGUUGCUGGCCACGCCCACUCAUCCCUUGAUAGGGUGGGUGUGGGAAUUACAGUCACAUUCCAGGUUCUAUGUCACUUCCAUCUGACUUAAACAGAUAAAUCACAUGGUUCUGUCCUACAUGUACACGCAAACACACACACACACUUAAACACAUGCAAACCUCGACACCACACUGGCUCCAGAAUAAACAGACAUUCCCAGGUCAGCUGAGAAACUUAGUCCGUGCUAUGCCUGGGUCAAAAAUGUCUGAUCCAACUAUUAUUUACCUAACACUCCACAGGUGAGAGUGGUUCUCUGCUAGUUUCCCUUAUUUUGACGUUCCAAUUGACGACAGUUCUUAUAUUAUUACUGAUUAACCAAUCACGUUUCGAGUUAGACAGUGCAGCACAACAGGAUUCACAAGGUCUAUUUUCAAGGUAAUUUCUCUUUCUGGUUUUUGUUCUUUCCCCACAUCCUGACCUUUUUGCAUCCUUCCUUCGAGUGCUGUUAAUUCCAUAACUAAAUAAAGUUCCUCUAGAUUGGAUAAUGUAUUGUUUUUAACUAUUUGUUUUCCAGCUGACUUAUUUAUAGGAACUCUUAAGUUAUUCUUAAAUUAUAUUUGUAAUAUAUGAAGAAACAUAUUUGCUAUUGGCAAAAAAAAAUACUGGGUUUCCUACCUAAACACAUGGAACCUCAGUUAUGAUGCAUAACUGUUUAAACCAGGGGUACCCAAUCCUGGCCCUGGAGGGCCGGUAUCCAGCAGGUUCUGUGGUUUCUCCCCUCCAACACACUUGUGAUUCAGAGGCUGAAUCACCUGUGCAGCAGCUCAUCAAGCUCUACAGAAGCCCGCUUCGAACCUGCUGAUUGAAAUCAGGUGUGUUGAAGCAGGGUUACAGUGAUCCCUCGCUACAUCGCGGUUCGUUUAUCGCGGAUUCACGACUUCACGGAUUUUUUCUUUGGAGCCUUAUUCAAGGGAAAUUUGCCGAUUCGCGGUAGUUUUCAUCAUCAUUUCUUUAAUAUUCUAACAUUUUAAUAUUAGUGCCUGUUUUAGAUUAAGUGUUCUGUACAUUAAAGGGUGGUUUCUUAACAGUACUAUGUAAAGGGAGGGUUUUAAAAGUCUGAAUACUGAAUACGUACCUGUUAAAUAAAUACUGUUCUGUACUGUAUAUAUGGAGUCCCUACUUCGUGGAUUUUCACCUAUCGCAUCCAGGUCUGGAACGCAUCUACCGCGAUAAACGAGGGACCACCUGGAAAACUAAAACCUGCUGGAUACCAGCCCUGCAGGACCAGGAUUGGGCACCCCUGGUUUAAACCAAUGAUUAUUGUUUGUGAGAUUCAGUGACAUCACAGAGAAGCUGGAGACAGCACUGGUGCUAGUUGAGUUCUGGUUCUGGUUCCACUGGCAGCUGAAAUGGGCUUCAGAACCACCAACCUGAAUAACACAAAAUUAUUUGGACAUAUAUCAUAACAACUUUGUGACAAAAUAUGAGGAACUAAAAAAAUGUAUGAUUGAAAUGUAUGUAAGCAUAUUUAUAAUUGUUUUUAACGUUUCUCUGAUUUUGUUGUAUCCUCUAUCAUUGAUUUCACUGCAUUUAUUUGUUUAUGUAUUUUGCCCUCUGUUUUCUGUCAUUGCCCACAUAUAUAUUUUUAUUGUCAUUUUGUUUUUUCCAGCAGACAGUGCUGUCUCUCCUGCUACUGCUCUGGCUAUGGGAUAUUAAACACUGAUGAUAACAAUAAUGCUUCUCUAGAUAAUGUGACCAGUUCCUGCUGAACCUAAAGCUUUGUUCGGACCACCCCACCCAGAUUACACAACUUGCUAUGACAGUACACAUGUAA